GAUAUUGUCUUUCAACGGUCAGAUACUUACUUUGAUCAAGAGAAACUUUUUUUAAUUUUAUUAAAAUAUACAUAGUUUUGUUUGUUUUACGAAGUCGAAGUAAAAAACAAUUAGACUUAAAAUAUAACUCAAAAAUGCACUAACAUCUUAUUUGUGUGUUUAUUAGUCAUCCUCAUCAUUCAUCAUAAAAACAAAAAUCGAACUUUUAAAAUCAUGAAGCGUUCCGUAGCUGUGAUUAUUUUCAACGAAGAAUCUGAAAGAAGAGAUGAACUGAAAAUAAUCACCAAUACAUUUUAUCGAAUGAAUAUGUUAGUGGAAGUUCUUGUUAAUAAACCGGCCGAAGAAAUUCAGAAAGCAAUUGUAGAAUUAACAGAAAUGGACGGAGAUGAAAUAAUAGAUAUAAUAUUUGUGAUUCAUGCCAAGCAAGUAAAUGACUAUGAAAGAAAAUUCUCAACAAUUGAUGGUAAAAUCUUCGAUCUUUAUAAAAACAUAAUAAAUUAUCUUCUUGAAGUGAGAGACUUUAAAGAGAAGCAAAAAUAUAUUAUUUUCAAAGUAAAUGGACGUGAUGAUAAUUCCGACAAUUUAGUUCCAUUUGAAAGUGAUAGAGAAUUUAGAUGUAUAAGUUAUGGAUUGAGAACUAGUAUUGUAUGGUCGGAAGAAGAAGAAUUUAUUAAGAAGUUUUUUAAAGAUUUGGGUGAUCAUAGAAAUGUAUCGACAGCUUUGCAAAAUAAUAGUAAAUUGAUUACACAAGAAGAAUUAGCAUUAGUUACUGGAGACUUGAUAUUGGAGGUGCCUAUAUCUAAUCCUGAACUAACAUCGGAAUUUCACGAGUUCGUUAUUGGUUAAUUAAAUUAUUAAAUUAAUUAAAUAACUUGUUAAAAAAAUUGUAUGGAAAAGAACAUUUUAAAAAGGACAUUAAAUUGAAUUUGUGAUAUUUUUAAAUAAACUUUUUUAUGCACAUAAAUAUUUCAUAAUGUGUAACGUAAUAUUUAGCUGUUAAAAUUUGAAAAACGCAAUAUUACUGUGUUUAGCCAAAAAUAAUUUAAAAACUAACAAAUCAAUUAAAGUUAGUAAAAAAUAAUAAUAUUAACUCUAAUAUUUAAAAUUAUUUUAUUCCUGAAAUGUUUAAAGCUUUAAUUUUAACGAAUGUAUAAAAUUUGUACUCGUAACUUUAUGAAUUAUUCAGCCCUUAAUCAUUAGAAUUUAAUUUUUUGUAAUUUACUUGAAAUGUAUUAAAGUGUAAUGUAGAGUCGCUAGUAGCCGGCCACUUUAGGAGUCUUUCUCUUAAAAUAAAGCACAGAAACGUCAAAAAUAUUAAAAUUUUUGAAUAAUUUUUCUGUGAGAUAAAAAAAGUUAA
This is a messenger RNA of Episyrphus balteatus (marmalade hoverfly), 1357 nucleotides long. RefSeq lists its product as uncharacterized. Bases 214 to 846 code for a protein of 210 amino acids. NCBI's taxonomy places the organism in Eukaryota, Metazoa, Arthropoda, Insecta, Diptera, Syrphidae. The transcript is spliced from 3 exons. The record is from RefSeq and is a predicted model, not a curated record.